UUUCCUAACGCUAUUAUUCCAGUAGCGUGCGCAGGUGAGCCAAGGCCAGUGGAAGCCUCCGAACAACAUAUCACCUAAUCCAAUAAUACACUCCAAUGUUAGGUCAGGAGUAGUACUUUUCUUUAACAAUGAUUCUAUGGAGAAACAGUUGGUGGUGCUGGUCCACCGCCCUACUAUUCUCAUCACCUUCAGUCUGGUUAGCUCCAAUCUUCUCUGCUUGCCUCUGUUGCAGUCUUGCAGAGCACCAAAAGGAAAAGCUUCAAGCCAAGGCCGGCGUCAUGGACCCUGGCUCCGACAUCAUCGAGUACGAGAGGCCCGGCGUCGUGCGCGUGUACAAGAGCGGCCGCGUCGAGCGCUUCGACGGCACCGACACCAACACCGUCCCGCCCUGCCCCUCCGGGGACCCCGCCAAUGGCGUCGCCUCCAAGGACGUCGUCCUCAACGCGUCCGCCAACAUCUCCGCUCGCCUGUACAGUCCGGCCGCGGAGCCUGGCAAGAAGCUCCCCGUCGUCGUUUACUUCCACGGCGGCGGUUUCCUUGUCCAAACCCCGGCCUCCCCGUUCUACCACGCCUACACCGCGUCGCUCGCCGCCGCGGCGCCGGCCGUCGUGGUCUCCGUCAACUACCGCCUCGCUCCCGAGCACCGCCUCCCCGCCGCCUACGACGACGCCUACGCCGCGCUUAAGGCGGUCCUCGCCUCGUGCCGCCCGGACGGCGCCGAGCCGUGGCUCGCGGCGCACGGCGACGCCUCCCGCGUCGUCCUCGCCGGCGACAGCGCCGGCGGCAACAUCGCGCACAACACGGCCAUAAGGCUGCGGAAGGAAUGCAUCGAGGGCUACGGCGACGGUGUCAGCGGCGUCGCGCUCCUGCACUCCUACUUCUGGGGGACAGAGCAGGUGGGCCGGGAGCCCACGGAUGCCGCCUACCGCGGCGAGUUUGAGCGCUUGUGGGACGUCGCCUGUGGCAGCCAGUUCGGCCCCGACCACCCUUACAUCAACCCAGCGACGUCACCCGGGGAGUGGAGCCAGCUCGGGUGCGGCCACGUGCUGGUCACCACGGCGGAGCUCUGCUGGUUCGUGAACAGGGCGCGCGCGUACGCGGAGGGGAUCAAGGCGUGCGGGUGGGACGGAGUGGUCGAGUUCCACGAGACCAAGGGCGAGGAGCAUGUCUACUUCUUGUUUAAGUCCGGCUGCGACAAUGCCGUCAAGGAGCUCGCCGUCGUGGCCGACUUCGUCGGGCGCUGUUGAGGUUGCUUGGCUUUUCUGCUCGCCCGAUGAAUGAUUCACCAGUAUUUUCUUUUUAAAGAAACAGAGUGAUUCAUCAGUAAUAAAGGAUAACAUGAUUGGCGAGCCGAUCAACCGGCCAAAAUUUCAUCGUGAGAUCCAGGCAAUCCAAAGUUGCAAUAUCAAAUUCAUAAA
Triticum aestivum (bread wheat) is the source of this 1418-nucleotide messenger RNA. RefSeq names its product probable carboxylesterase 12. The record is from RefSeq and is a predicted model, not a curated record. The coding region runs from base 129 to 1247 and encodes 372 amino acids. The transcript is spliced from 2 exons. Gene Ontology annotation, molecular function: hydrolase activity. NCBI's taxonomy places the organism in Eukaryota, Viridiplantae, Streptophyta, Magnoliopsida, Poales, Poaceae.